Molecule: messenger RNA, 4666 nt
Organism: Olea europaea var. sylvestris
Lineage: Eukaryota; Viridiplantae; Streptophyta; Magnoliopsida; Lamiales; Oleaceae
Product: pleiotropic drug resistance protein 2-like
Exons: 20
Coding region: 203-4615 (1470 amino acids)
Cellular component (GO): membrane
Molecular function (GO): ABC-type transporter activity; ATP binding; ATP hydrolysis activity
Source: RefSeq, a predicted model, not a curated record
UUUAUUUUGACCUUUUUUUCCUCCAUUCCUUCAUUACCAAAUUCUCUCUCAAUUCCACAUAACAUUUUCAGGCCACUCCAUGCACUAAACCAACGCCUUAAAUCGUGCAAUGACAACUUCUUACUCAAAUUCUAGAAAUAAUCAACGUAAAAUCCUUAAAUAACGUACCGUGAACCAUCAGAAUUCAUCGUGUGUAUCAACAAUGGCAACAGCUUUAGCUGGUGAUGAUCUUGCACGAUCAGUCAGCAGCGGGAGGAGAUUGGCUGCGUCCGCCUCCGGCAGGAGCCGCAGCUUCCGGGAGGCGUGGCAGGAUCAGCCUGAUGCGUUCAGCCGCAACGGACGGCAGGAUGAUGACGAGGAGGAGCUCUUGUGGACCGCCAUUGAGCGGCUGCCCACGUAUGAUAGGCUCCGAAAAAGCGUUUUAACGCAAGUUUUGGAAAAUGGGAAGGUUAAAGCAGAUGAAAUUGAUGUGAAGAAGCUUGGUGUGGAUGAGAAGAAGCAGUUGAUGGAUAGCAUUCUUAAGGUGGUUGAGGAAGACAAUGAAAGGUUUCUUAAAAGACUCAGGCAACGAACUGACAAGGUGGGGAUUGAGACCCCAAAAAUUGAAGUAAGGUACGAGCAUUUUUCUGUGGAGGGAGAUGUGUAUUUUGGGAGUAGAGCACUGCCCACUUUAUUGAAUGCUACAGUGAACACAAUUGAGAGCAUUCUGGGACUACUUUGGCUUACCCCUAAUAGGAAGAGAAGAACUCAGAUACUAAAAGAUGUAAACGGAAUCGUCAAACCAACCAGGAUGACACUACUUUUAGGUCCACCAGGAGCAGGAAAGACAACAUUCCUGCUUGCACUUGCUGGAAAGCUUGACAAUAAUCUUCGAAAAUCUGGGAAGAUCACAUACUGUGGGCAUGAACUGCACGAAUUUGUUCCUCAAAGAACAUGUGCUUACAUCAGUCAACACGAUCUUCAUCAUGGGGAAAUGACAGUGAGGGAGACCUUUGAUUUCUCGGGUCGAAGUUUGGGGGUUGGAACAAGAUAUAACAUUUUAGCAGAACUCUCAAGGCGAGAGAAAGAAGCAGGGAUUAAACCUGAUCCUGAAAUUGAUACAUUCAUGAAAGCCACAUCAAUGUCAGGGCAAAAGACCAGUUUGGUCACAGACUAUGUUCUCAAGAUACUUGGAUUAGAUAUUUGUGCCGAAGUUAUGGUUGGCGAUGAUAUGAGAAGGGGUAUUUCUGGAGGGCAAAAGAAGCGUGUGACUACUGGAGAAAUGUUGGUCGGGCCAGCUAAAGCUCUUUUUAUGGACGAAAUAUCGACUGGGCUGGACAGUUCGACCACUUUUCAGAUUGUCAAAUACAUGAAGCAAAUGGUUCACAUCAUGGAUGUAACCAUGAUCAUAUCUCUUUUGCAACCAGCCCCAGAGACCUAUGAUCUUUUCGAUGACAUUAUCUUGCUGGCAGAAGGUCAAAUUGCGUAUCAAGGUCCAAGAGAGAAUGUGCUCGAGUUCUUCGAAUACAUGGGAUUCAAGUGCCCUGAACGGAAAGGAGUGGCUGACUUUCUUCAAGAAGUGACAUCGAAGAAGGACCAAGAGCAAUAUUGGUCCAAAAAAGACAAACCAUAUAAAUAUAUCUCAGUUUCAGAAUUUACAGAAACCUUCAACUCUUUCCACAUUGGUCAAAAGCUUGCUGGAGAACUUAAAGUUCCUUAUGAUAAAUCCAAAGCCCAUCCAGCUGCUUUGGUGAAAGCGAAGUAUGGAAUCUCAAAUUGGGAACUAUUUCGGGCAUGCUUUUCGAGGGAAUGGCUGUUGAUGACGCGUAGUUCUUUCCUAUACAUAUUCAAGACUACCCAAAUAACAGUUAUGGCAAUUAUAGCCUUCACAGUUUUCUUCAGAACAAAGAUGCCUCAUGGACAAUUAACCGAUGGAGGGAAAUUCUUUGGAGCCCUUUUCUUCAGUCUUAUUAAUGUGAUGUUCAAUGGGAUGGCUGAACUUUCGAUGACAGUCUUUAGGCUUCCUGUCUUCUAUAAACAAAGAGAUUUUUUGUUCUACCCAGCAUGGGCUUUUGGAUUGCCAAUUUGGAUCCUGAGGAUCCCCCUAUCGUUCGUGGAAUCUGCACUUUGGAUCAUUAUUACGUAUUACACUAUUGGAUUUGCACCAGCUGCUGGGAGGUUCUUUCGGCAAUUCUUGACAUUCUUCAGUAUACAUCAAAUGGCCCUUGGUCUAUUCCGAUUCAUUGCUGCAGUCGGAAGAACUCAGGUUGUUGCAGGCACGUUAGGGACCUUCACUUUGCUAGUAGUCUUCGUGCUUGGUGGUUUCAUAGUAGCCAAAGAUGACCUCAAGCCAUGGCUGAAAUGGGCUUAUUAUGCUUCUCCUAUGAGUUAUGGCCAGAAUGCAAUAGCCAUGAAUGAAUUUCUUGACGAAAGAUGGAGUACACCUAAUGUGGACCCCCGAUUCAGUGCACCUACAGUCGGAAAAGUCCUCCUCCAGUCGAGGAGCUUCUACACAGAAGAUUAUAUGUUUUGGGUUUGCCUUGGAGCACUCUUCGGCUUUUCAAUUCUCUUUAACAUUCUAUUUAUUGCAGCACUGACAUUCUUAAAUCCUUUAAGUGAUUCAAACACUAUUGUAUUUGAUGAAAAUGAAAGCAAAACGAAGAAGAGGAAGAAGAAGAAGAAUAAUUCAUCUGGAAAAAAUGUGACAGGAGCAUCUGACGGUGUUGAUAUGGAAGUGAAACAUGCUUCAACCAGUUCAAACUCGACUGCUGCCUCUGCGGAUCAUGCUUCUAAAAAAGGAAUGAUCUUGCCCUUCCAGCCUCUUUCACUUGCAUUCGAUCAUAUAAACUACUUUGUCGAUAUGCCUGGUGAAAUGAGAGCUCGAGGGAUUGAAGGGGAUCGUCUCCACCUAUUACGAGAUGUCAGUGGAAGUUUCAGACCAGGGGUAUUAACGGCACUCGUUGGUGUUAGUGGUGCUGGAAAGACAACAUUAAUGGAUGUCUUAGCAGGACGAAAGACUGAAGGGUACAUUGAAGGAACUAUAAGCAUUUCAGGUUACCCAAAGAACCAGGAAACAUUUGCAAGGAUUAGUGGAUACUGCGAACAGAACGAUAUCCAUUCACCUCAUGUUACAGUUUAUGAAUCCGUGUUGUACUCUGCUUGGCUGCGUCUUCCUUCAGAUGUGAAAAUGAACACUCGAAAGAUGUUUGUAGAAGAAGUAAUGGAAUUGGUUGAGCUAAACCCGAUAAGAAAUUCCUUAGUCGGCCUUCCUGGAGUUGAUGGACUCUCGACUGAACAGAGGAAGAGGUUAACAAUUGCAGUGGAGUUGGUUGCAAACCCGUCCAUCAUCUUCCUGGAUGAACCAACAUCUGGUCUUGAUGCUAGAGCUGCUGCUAUAGUUAUGCGUGCCGUGAGAAAUACAGUGGAUACAGGCAGAACCAUCGUCUGCACAAUUCACCAACCAAGCAUAGAUAUAUUCGAAGCUUUUGAUGAAUUACUUUUGAUGAAGAGAGGAGGGCGAGUGAUUUAUGCUGGACCACUUGGUCGGCAGUCUCACAAGCUCGUAGAAUAUUUUGAAGCUAUUCCCGGGGUUCCUAAGAUUAAAGAAGGAUACAAUCCAGCUACCUGGAUGCUGGAAAUCAGCGCACCAGCAGUUGAGGGUCAGCUUGGAGUCGAUUUUGCAGAUAUUUAUGUCAAUUCAUCACUUUAUAAGAGUAACCAAGAACUUGUGAAAGAACUGAGUUCCCCACCACCAGGUUCCAAGGACCUCCGUUUCCCAACAAAGUACUCUCAGCCAUUUCUUACUCAGUGCAAAGCUUGUUUCUGGAAGCAGUAUUGGGGCUACUGGAGGAAUCCACAGUAUAACGCCAUUCGCAUUUUCACUACAAUUGUCAUUGGAAUUAUAUUUGGUGUCAUAUUUUGGAACAAAGGAAAGAAGAUCCAAAAGCAACAAGAUCUUCAGAACCUUUUGGGAGCGAUAUACUCUGCCGUUCUCUUCUUAGGAGUCACGAAUGGUACUUCUGUUCAAAGUGUCGUUUCUAUAGAGAGAACGGUGUUCUAUCGCGAAAGAGCAGCAGGAAUGUAUUCACCAUUGCCUUAUGCAUUUGCUCAGGUGGCAGUCGAGAUAAUCUAUGUAGUAGUGCAAACUUUUAUGUAUGCCGUUCUGCUCUUCACAAUGAUUGGAUUCGAGAUGAAAGCUGUGAAAUUCCUCUGGUUCUACUAUUUCAUCUGCACAAGUUUCAUCUACUUCACUCUGUACGGAAUGAUGUUCAUCGCGCUUACCCCAGGUCUCCAAAUUGGUGCCAUUACAGCAUCUUUCUUCAUCAGCUUUUGGAACUUGUUCUCCGGUUUCCUCAUUCCUAGGACACAAAUCCCAAUAUGGUGGAGGUGGUACUACUGGGGUUCGCCUGUGGCCUGGACAAUUUACGGGCUUGUGACAUCUCAAGUUGGUGAUAAAUCUACACCGCUCGAUGUGCCUGGAGCUGGUACUACAACAGUAAAGACAUAUCUGAAAGCAACAUUGGGCUAUGAAUAUGAUUUUCUACCAGUUGUUGCAGUAAUGCACAUAGUUUUUAUGGUUCUAUUUGUGUUUGUUUUUGCAUUUGGCAUUAAAUACCUCAACUUUCAGAGGCGAUGAAGAGUUUUAACCAUUCUUUGCUAUGAUUGUAAGGUUCAGAAAGGCAGAUUA